GCCGCCCCGCCCCUCCGUCCUCGCAAUAAGGGGCACGGGCGGGGCGGGGAGGAGGGCCAGCCGACGCCAGCCCGCAGGUCGGCCUAGCGACCGCGGUCCGAGCCCCAGGCCCUCGCCGUCGGGGCUCCGAGGGCGCCGCCGCCGAGCGCGGCCAUGGAGUUCUGGCCCUGGCUGACCGCGGCGCUGCUGCUGCUGCUGCUGCUCGUGCAGCUGAGCCGCGCGGCCAAGUUCUACGCCAAGAUCUCCCUGUACUGCGUGCUCUGCUGCACGGUCUCCAUCGUGGCCGCGGUCGUCUGCCUGCUGCGCCACGGCGGCCGGACAGUGGAGAACAUGAGCAUCAUCAGCUGGUUCGUCCGGACCUUCAAGUACAUCUAUGGCCUUCGCUUUGAGAUAAAGGGCCGCCAGAAGCUGGAGGUGGACCACCCCUGUGUCAUCGUCUCCAACCACCAGAGCAUCUUGGACAUGAUGGGCCUUAUGGAAACUCUCCCCCGGCGCUGUGUGCAGAUCGCCAAGCGGGAGCUGCUCUUCACGGGGCCUGUGGGCCUCAUCAUGUACCUGGGAGGCGUCAUCUUCAUCAAUCGGCAGCGCUCCAGGACCGCCAUGACCGUGAUGGCCGACGUGGGCGAGCGCAUGGUCAGCGAGAAUCUCAAAGUGUGGAUCUACCCCGAGGGCACGCGAAAUGACAAUGGGGACCUGCUGCCUUUCAAGAAAGGUGCCUUCUACCUGGCAAUCCAGGCCCAGGUGCCCAUCAUCCCCGUGGUGUACUCCAGUUUCUCCUCCUUCUACAACCCCAAGACGAAGCUCUUCACCUCAGCAACCAUCAAGGUAGAAGUGCUGGACGCCAUCCCCACCAGGGGCCUCACCGUCGCUGAUGUCACCACGCUCAUGGACAACUGCCACCAAGCCAUGAGGACCACCUUCUUCCGCAUGUCCAAGACACCCCAGGAGAACGGGGCCACUGCUGGGUCUGGUGCCCACCCAGCCCAGUAGCCAAGGCCUGGGGUGGGGCAGGACUUGGGGUGGGGCAGGUGGGGGCAGGACCUGACUAGAGUAUGGACAGAGGGACCCCCACCCCACCCUGGCUGCCAAAUAUCAGUGUCCCACUCCCACAGCUCCCUGGCUUUCAUCCAGGCCCCUGUCACUGGCCUGGGAUCCAAGCCCUUGAUGCCCCUGCAAAGGAGUCAGCUGGAGCCUCCCCGAGCUCUGAGGGCAGGGCCUCACCCACCCUGUGCCUCCAGGAUCCGCAUGUAGGAGGAGCCCUGGGGCCAGAGCAAGUGGCCUGAGCUGAGGCCUCCGCCCUCCUGCUGGGCUCCCAGCCAUGGGCCUGUAUCAGGUCUCAGGGAGAGGCAGGCUCUGGGGUGGGGUCUGUACCCCCGCCGGCCCUGGGGAGCACGUGCUGAAUUGGUACUGCACUUGGUUGUUUUUUAUAAAUGAACUGUUGGAAGUG
Rhinolophus ferrumequinum (greater horseshoe bat) is the source of this 1447-nucleotide messenger RNA. It is a transcript of the gene AGPAT2, whose product is annotated as 1-acylglycerol-3-phosphate O-acyltransferase 2. Lineage: Eukaryota; Metazoa; Chordata; Mammalia; Chiroptera; Rhinolophidae. Gene Ontology annotation, biological process: phosphatidic acid biosynthetic process. The coding region runs from base 154 to 990 and encodes 278 amino acids. Gene Ontology annotation, molecular function: 1-acylglycerol-3-phosphate O-acyltransferase activity. The record is from RefSeq and is a predicted model, not a curated record. Gene Ontology annotation, cellular component: endoplasmic reticulum; membrane. The transcript is spliced from 6 exons.